AUGGAAACCAUAUUCGAAUCUGUAGAACCCGAGACCCAUGUCACAAGCGAUUGGAGGGAAAAGCUAUUAAAACUGCUUGACGCGGGUGAAAUUAAAUACACUACAAAAUACAUCAAGAAAGCAUCCGAAAAAACGUUGGAAAAUAUAUACAAGGACUACGAAAGGCAGCAGCUGGAAAACACAAACAACCAACUAGCUGACAUCAUCAUUACCAAGUUUUCCGAACUCAUGGAGGCGUUGGAUGCUGUUAAGGACGCUGAAGGAACGAAAAAAGAACUCGAGGAAAAAAGUCUGCUCAGAAAAGACAUAAAAACCAUUGGAAUCCCCGUCGGAAAACACGUGAUCAGUAAAAAGAUAAGCUGUCCGGAAAAGAAGGAAUGA
Molecule: messenger RNA, 381 nt
Organism: Paramuricea clavata
Lineage: Eukaryota; Metazoa; Cnidaria; Anthozoa; Malacalcyonacea; Plexauridae
Source: the annotation of a GenBank genome assembly